Gossypium raimondii (Peruvian cotton) is the source of this 948-nucleotide messenger RNA. Its product is annotated as protein STRICTOSIDINE SYNTHASE-LIKE 10-like. The coding region runs from base 1 to 948 and encodes 315 amino acids. The record is from RefSeq and is a predicted model, not a curated record. Lineage: Eukaryota; Viridiplantae; Streptophyta; Magnoliopsida; Malvales; Malvaceae. Gene Ontology annotation, molecular function: strictosidine synthase activity. Gene Ontology annotation, biological process: biosynthetic process. The transcript is spliced from 3 exons.
AUGUUUAGAAAUUAUAAUCAAAUUAAUAUCACUCAAGGCAUCGGGCCUGAAAGUAUAGCUUUUGAUUGUAAAGGCGAAGGUCCUUAUGUUGGAGUAUCCGAUGGAAGAAUACUUAAAUGGGAAGGACCGAAAUUCGGUUGGAAAGAGUUUGCUGUCCCUUCUUCAUUUAGGAAAUUAUGCGAUGGCUCAACAGAUCCGAAUCUUGAACCAAUAUGUGGAAGGCCAUUAGGUUUAAAAUUCCACAUUGAAACAUGUCAUCUUUACAUUGCCGAUGCGUACCAUGGUCUUUUAGAAGUAGGACCUUACGGUGGCGUGGCUGAAAAACUUGCUACUUCAGCUGAAGGAGUUCCGUUUAAAUUCACAAACGGAUUAGAUAUUGAUACUAAGACUGGAAUGGUCUAUUUUACUAAUAGUAGUACCGUCAUUCAAAGAAGGAACGUUGAUUCUUUGUUAAGGUCCCUCGAUCAAACAGGAAGGCUGCUAAAGUACAAACCUUACACCAAAGAAGUAUCUGUGAUAUAUAAAGGUUUAGUUUUUCCUAAUGGGGUCGCCUUGAGUAAGAACAAUUCAUUCCUUUUAGUGGCCGAAUCAACUAGAAUGCGAAUUUUGAAAUUUAAUCUCGAGAGUGGAGCAAAAGCUAAAAACAUGUCAAAAGCAUUUGCUGACCCAGAAGUAUUUGCCGUAUUACCUAGAGUGCCGGAUAACAUCAAGAGAAAUAAAGACGGUGACUUUUGGGUGGCUUUAAAUACCGGAAGAUCAGAAAGUAUUCAAUCGGAUGCUCCAGAUCCGAUCGGUAUCAAGUAUAAUGAAGAAGGCAGAGUUCUGAAACGUUUAGAUGGACACAAUGGAAUGAUCUUCAACUCUAUUAGUGAAGUUAAAGAGUAUAACCAUAGAUUAUAUAUAGGUUCUGUCACUAAACCUUAUGUCAGCAUCCUAAAUGACUAUUAG